Molecule: messenger RNA, 1431 nt
Organism: Effrenium voratum
Lineage: Eukaryota; Dinophyceae; Suessiales; Symbiodiniaceae
Source: the annotation of a GenBank genome assembly
AUGUGGAUCAACGAUGACCUUGACGAUAUGAAGUACGAGGUCGACCGCAUUCUGUACCACUUUGCAAAGAAGGACCCGGUGAAAAAGAAGGUCGUGGUCUUGGGAUCCGGCUGGGGUGCUCUUUCCUUCGUGCGUAAGUUGGACCCUGCGGCCUUUGAUGUCACUGUGGUUUCCCCUCGGCCGUUCUUCUUCUACACCCCUCUGCUGGUCGGGAGCACCACGGGCGUGGUAUCCCCGGGUGCCAUCAUCGAGCCAAUUCGGGACAACGUGCCCAACGCGAACUUCCUUCGCGUGCACUGCAAGGAUGUUGACCUGGAGAACAAGAAGGUCUUCUGCGAUAGUGGCGUCACCUUAGAUUACGACCACUUGCUGGUUGCAGUAGGCGCGCAGCCCAACACUUUCGGGAUUCCGGGUGUCGACAAGUACGGCAGGUUCUUGAAGGAGAUUGAGCACGGCCGGGCCUUGCGGAAGGAGAUGCUGGAUAUCAUCGAGCGGGCAGAUGUGGCCAUGGCAGCAGGAGAGGAGGACAAGGCAAAGCGGUUGUUGAACUUUGUGGUUGUGGGCGGCGGGCCCACCGGGGUGGAGUUCUGCGGGGAGCUCUCUGACUUCAUCAAGCAGGACCUGAAGCGUCGAUACCCAAAGAUCGCCGAUUACUUCCAAGUGACGUUGGUGGAGGCGCUUCCAGGGCUGCUUACAAUGCUCCUUGGCGCCAGAGGAAACUAUGUCCAGGAACAUCUCACUCACUUGGGAGUUGAGGUGAAACUGAACGCGAUGGUCAAGGAAGUUCAGGAGGAGAAGGUACAGCUGAAAACCAAGGACGGAGUGAUUGACAUGGAUUACGGCAUCCUUGUGUGGGUGGCGGGUGUUGGCAUGCGGCCCUUCACCCGAGCACUCUGCGAGAAAAUCGGCAAGGAGAAUGGGCAGACCGACAGACGAGGGCUUCUGGUGGAUGAGUGCCUGCGUGUCAAGGGCACACGGCCUGGCGAGGUCUUUGCGGUUGGAGACUGCGCGGUGAGUGGCAAGCCGCCAACGGCCCAAGUUGCGUAUCAGCAAGGCAAAUACUUGGGCCGGAUGUUCCGCUUGGGCAAGGACUACCUGAUCAGCGACCCGCAAGCACCGCCCUUCAAAUAUUGCCACCAAGGCACAAUGGCCUACAUCGGCGAUUCUCAAGGAGCAGCGGAGAUCGACCCCAACGCCUUCAUCAAGCUGGGCCGCUCCUCAGUGACAGACCAUUUCUGGUGGCGCUCCCUGUAUGGCGAGCAGGAUCAGCUCAGGGUCAUGGGCCCAGCAGGCUUCGCGAUUUGGAGAUCCACGUAUUUUAGCAAGCUCUUCUCCAGCAGAAACCGAUGGUCCGUCAUGAGCGAUUGGCUGCGCACUGGUAUGUUUGGGCGGCCCGCAUCAUCAUCUGCACAGGGCACUGCUACCCUCUGA